AUGAUUAGCCUGGAAAAAGGCAUCAAGAGAAAUCGCCCUCGUCAGGGCGAAUCACAACGUCUUCAGAUCCUUCAGUGGAAUGCUGGAGGGCUGUCACAGGACAAAAAGAUCCAAGUCCAGAAAAUCCUACAAACCUAUGAUGUAGAUAUUUUCACAAUUAUGGGAGCAAAAAUUUCGGAUGACAAACUGAAGUACUACCAAUUCCCAGGCUACACCGUCUACCUUCUACCUAAAUCCCGUCAAGUUGCAAGUGGAAUUCUAACUGGAGUAAAAGAAGGCCUCACCUCACACUACGAUCUAAUCAAGAGUAUGGGCUCGACACAAGACAUAUGUGAAAUAAUCAGAUUAAAUGUUUGGAAAUGUCAAAACCACUUCAAGAUAUAUGCAGUCUAUAAUCCACCCCAGAAUUGUCCAAACUUUGACUUUCUAAACAUCUCACACAAAACUGUAGCGUUAGGAGACUUCAACGCCCAUUCCACCAGAUGGGGCUACAAGGAUACAAACAUAGCUGGAAAGGAAAUCGUAGACAUGCUAAACACCAACCCUCUGGAACUUAUUUACAGCAAUGAGGAUCCGGCUACAUAUUUGCACUACAAUGGAACCAGAACAACUCCUGACUUACUCCUUGCUUCAAGCGACAUCAGCGAGCAUACACGCCGCAAAAUAAUUGACGAUCCUUGUUCUGGUCACAAACCAGUCAUUGCUAGUAUUACCACUGGCAGCAAAAGCUUGACAAGGAAAGUAGAACGAACUUCACACAAGUCCCCUCAACUUCAACCAACAUCCUGA
Messenger RNA from Rodentolepis nana, 789 nucleotides. NCBI's taxonomy places the organism in Eukaryota, Metazoa, Platyhelminthes, Cestoda, Cyclophyllidea, Hymenolepididae. The record is from the annotation of a GenBank genome assembly.